AUGAAGACGACAGGAGGAGUUCCCAUGUCCGGACUUCCCUUCUUCCUCUUCCUCUGUCUCUUCUCCUUCUUCACUGCCUCUGCCUCUACCAAGCAAGGCCAGGUCUAUAUAGUGUAUCUGGGCGAGGACGCCGCAGCGAAGUCGAAGGGGGCGAUCCUUGAUGAUCACCAUGCCCUCCUCCUCUCCGUCAAGGGCAGCGAGGAGGAGGCACGGGCGUCGCUGCUGUACAGCUACAAGCACAGCCUGAAUGGCUUCGCGGCUCUUCUCUCCGAUGAUGAAGCCACGAAGCUUUCAGAGAGGACUGAGGUAGUGUCCACCUUUCGGAGCGACGGGAGGUGGUCCCCCCACACCACGAGGUCUUGGGAGUUUGUGGGCUUGGAGGAAGGGCUCAGCAAGGGCUGGCUGCCGUCCGGCGCUCACACCGGCGAGAAUGUCAUCGUAGGCAUGCUGGACUCCGGUGAGAAGGCUCUGCUGAAUACAGUACUACUGAACUGCUUUGGCAAAACAGGGGGAAUGAAACUCAACUGCCAUGACAAGAAGCGAUUGUUUGACGCUGCAGGGAUCUGGCCGGAGUCAAGGAGCUUCAGCGACGAGGGGCUAGGACCAGUGCCCCCGCGGUGGAAGGGGGCGUGUCAAGGAGGAGACUCCUUCAAUUCCUCCUCCUGCAAUAGGAAGGUCAUCGGCGCGCGGUACUACCUCAAGGCGUACGAGGCCCACCACGGCAGGCUGAACGCCACCAACGCGUACCGCUCGCCUCGCGACCACGACGGCCACGGCACCCACACCGCGUCCACCGUCGCGGGCCGCACUGUGCCGGGCGUGGCGGCGCUCGGCGGGUUCGCGGCCGGCACGGCCUCGGGCGGCGCGCCGCUCGCCCGCCUCGCCAUCUACAAGGUGUGCUGGCCCAUCCCGGGGCCCAACCCCAACAUCGAGAACACAUGCUUCGACGCCGACAUGCUCGCGGCCAUGGACGACGCGGUCAGCGACGGCGUCGACGUGAUGAGCGUCUCCAUCGGGUCCUCCGGGAAGCCGCCCCGGCUACCGGACGACGGCAUCGCCGUCGGCGCGCUGCACGCCGCCAGGCGCGGCGUGGUCGUCGUGUGCAGCGGUGGGAACUCUGGCCCCGCGCCGGCCACCGUGUCGAACCUUGCACCGUGGAUACUCACGGUCGGCGCCAGCAGCAUCGACCGCUCUUUCAACUCCCCGAUCACGCUUGGCAAUGGCAUGGUGAUCAUGGGACAAACGGUAACACCAUAUCAACUGCCGCCGAACAGGACGUAUCCAAUGGUUUAUGCAGCACAGGCCGUGGUUCCUGGCACUCCCGCCAACGUUACCAACCAAUGCCUGCCGAAUUCGCUCUCGCCGCAGAAGGUGCGAGGCAAAAUCGUGGUGUGCUUGAGGGGGAGCGGCCUGAGGGUGGGCAAAGGCCUGGAGGUGAAGCGGGCGGGCGGCGCGGCGAUUGUGCUCGGCAACCCGCCAUUGUACGGCAGCGAGGUCCCCGUCGACGCGCACGUGCUCCCCGGAACGGCAGUGUCCAUGGCCGACGUGAACACCAUCCUCAAGUACAUUAACUCCAGCGCGAACCCAACCGCUUACCUGGAGCGCUCGAGGACAGUCGUGGACGUGAAGCCGUCGCCGGUGAUGGCGCAGUUCUCGUCGCGUGGCCCCAACGUCCUCGAGCCCAGCAUUCUCAAGCCUGACGUUACGGCGCCGGGCCUGAACAUCCUGGCGGCGUGGAGCGAGGCGUCGUCGCCCACAAAGCUCGACGGCGACAAUCGCGUGGUGAAGUACAACAUCAUCUCGGGGACAUCAAUGUCGUGCCCGCAUGUCUCCGCCACCGCCGUCCUCCUCAAGUCUGCCCACCCCGACUGGAGCGCCGCCGCAAUCCGAUCAGCCAUCAUGACCACCGCAACAGCUAACAACGCGGAAGGCGGCCCAAUAAUGAACGCGGACGGAACGGUGGCGGGGCCCAUGGACUACGGCUCGGGCCACAUCAGGCCCAGGCACGCGCUGGACCCGGGCCUCGUGUACGACGCGUCCUUCCAGGACUACCUCCUCUACGCCUGCGCCAGCGGCGGCGCGCAGCUCGACCGCUCGUUCCCGUGCCCGGCGACCCCGCCGCGUCCGCACGAGCUCAACUACCCUUCCGUCGCCAUCCACGGCCUCAACGGGUCCACCACCGUGCGCCGGACGGUGACCAACGUCGGCGAGCACGGGGCGCAUUACAGCGUCGCCGUGGUCGAGCCCAUGGGCUUCUCCGUGAAGGUCUCGCCGACGAGCCUCGCCUUCGCACGCGCCGGGGAGAAGAAGACCUUCACGAUAAAGAUCGCAGCGACGGAGAAGAGAAGUCGGCGUCCGAAGAGGAAAUAUCUGGCAGGCUCGUACACGUGGAGCGACGGAGUCCAUGCUGUGAGGAGCCCCGUCGUGGUUCUCGUCGCGUGA
Molecule: messenger RNA, 2442 nt
Organism: Triticum turgidum subsp. durum (durum wheat)
Lineage: Eukaryota; Viridiplantae; Streptophyta; Magnoliopsida; Poales; Poaceae
Source: the annotation of a GenBank genome assembly